Messenger RNA from Apus apus (common swift), 4028 nucleotides. It is a transcript of the gene HELB, whose product is annotated as DNA helicase B. The transcript has 12 exons. NCBI's taxonomy places the organism in Eukaryota, Metazoa, Chordata, Aves, Apodiformes, Apodidae. The record is from RefSeq and is a predicted model, not a curated record. The coding region runs from base 1 to 3336 and encodes 1111 amino acids.
AUGGAGAGCGCCUCUUUUGGCUUAGACCAAGAGGAAAUGUUGUACAUUGAUGUGUUUGAUUAUAUACCCCUUUUUCUAACCGUACGUGCGAACAGCCCUCGCUCCUGUUCGGAAGGCGCUGCCCGCGCCGCCCCCAGCUGCCCGGACCCCGGGCAGGGCCCCUGCGGCCGCUCCGCUCGGCGUGUCCCUCCGCGCCGGGCGCGGGGCUGCGGCGGGCGGAGGGAUCCCGCGGCGCGGGCGGGCGGCAUGGCGGCGGCGGCGGGCGGGCGGCCCGCGGGGGCGGCCGAGCUGUGGGGGCUGCCGCUGCCUCCGCCGGCAGCGCCGGGGGGCCCGGAGGGCGAGAGCGAGGAGGAGACCGAGGACGAGCCGGUCUUGGAGGAAGCUGCGCUCCUGGAGGCUCCCGGGCAGGAGCUGGCGGCCGCUCUGCCCCCGCGCCGAGCCGUCAUUAUACAAGAAGAGAACUCCAAAAAGCGGUAUGAAGUUGUUGGACGUUUUCCAUUGGUUGGCCCUUGGUGGAAGGUUAAUGUUAAAGCUAAAAGUGCAGGGACAAAGUACUUUGUGCAAGGAUAUCCGUCGUAUUUUCUGCGGACCGAUAUAGAAGAAAACAACCGACAAGUCUUUUCACUCUUUCUUAAGGAAUGUGGUGUUCCUGAGCAUUUUAAAGAAAAGUUUUUUACCUGGCUUCCUGCGGGGUUUAUGCUGAGUUUUAGAAAUCUUGAAGAAAAACUGAAAGAGUUUCAAGUUGCUCACUUAGAGACAGGGAAGAAGCCUGGAGACACCAAGGAUUAUGAUAUCUUCUACUAUAUUUUGAAAUCAUUUGCAGGGAAGGCGGUGUUGGUAGCUCUGAGUUUUCCGGUGAUACUGGAGUUCUUGCCGGUUCUUCUGCCGCGCCAUUUUUGCUGCCUGUUGCAAAGACAGACUGACAAGAGCCAUGGUAUGGAUGGUGAGGAAGUACCUUCCCAAGAUGACAUGCUAUCAAAAUUGGAUGAGAUAUUAAAGGAUGAGCCAUGGAAACUUGGAUUCAGCAGGAUUACCCAUAGGGAAUUGAACCUUUCUUACUGUGAGGCAACGUGGGCUGCCUUCUGUCAGUGUGAGCAUCUCCUCUGGAAGAUUCCUGACUUGCAGAAGAAUGCAUUAAUUCUGUAUGAUCAACUCAAGAGGCAAUGUAGAGAAAUGGGACACACUUAUGAAGAUCAAGAUGAAUUAGCUCGUUUUGUAUCUAAAGACAUGUCCAUUGAGCACGUUUGGCAGUCUCUUGAAUUUUUGAAAGAUGAGAACAUAGUGAUUAAGGAGAAAAAACUAGUGUUUCUGCCUCAUCUUUACAAAUCUGAAAAAGACAUUGCAAUGUAUAUAGGUGACCUUCUAUCAAACCACUCGUGGAAACUGGAUGCUGAUGUGAGAAAGAUAUUUAAUGUUUCUGAGACAUCAGGAGAAACGGUAGACAACAAAAUGAAUGUUACCCAGGCUCAUGAAACGGAACAUCAGAAUGAAAACAGUCUGGACCAUCAUAAUGGUGAAAAUCACUUUUCUGAAAAGGAAGUGGGGUCUACAUCUGGUACCCAAAGCAAAGCUGAGGUAGACUCAGAUCAGGUGAUUGCUAUGGAAAAGAUUUGUUCUAAUCCUGUCACAAUCAUAAGUGGAAAAGGAGGCUGUGGGAAGAGUACGGUAGUUAGCUGCCUUUUUCGACACUUAAAGCAGAUGGAAAAAGAAGUGGAAGCUGCUUCUAAAGACUUUGAAGAAGACCUGGAUGCAUCUGAAGAGUGGAAUACCUUUGAUCAUAAUUUGGAGUCAGAGAAUAUGUACACCAAAAAAUAUUUGAAUGUAUUAUUUACUGCACCUACAGGGAGGGCAGCAAGCCUUUUGAGUGAAAAAACUAAGCUCCCUGCGUAUACACUGCAUCAGAUCAUCUAUAGUUUUAAAACAUGGAGGCGGAGUGAACAAGUACAGCCAUGGAAGUUUUGUACUGUGACGAUUCUGGUUGUGGAUGAGGGAAGUUUGGUGUCUGUACACGUUCUUAGUUUAGUUUUAAAACUCUUGUGUGAGCAUGCCCAGCUUGCCAAACUUAUUAUUCUAGGUGAUACUAGGCAGCUGCCAAGCAUAGACCCAGGAAACAUGUUUGCUGAUAUCUUUGAGGGCCUAAAACCAAAAGGUUUUUCUAUGGAACUGCGAACUAAUCACAGAGCUGAAUCACAACUAAUUAUAGAUAAUGCAACAAGAAUCUCUCACCGGAGGUUUCCUGAAUUUGAUGAGGUGCUGGAAGUUUCUGAUUGGAAUGAGGAAAUGACAAUGCCAAGCCCGGAGAAGAAAUUCAUUCUUAUUGCUUUGCCUGUUGGUGCAGAUAGCAAGAAUCUGCAGACUGCCAUAAAGACUUUACUUGAAAGAGGACCAGGAUUGCAGGAUGCCAAACAGUCACAGUUCAUUGCUUUCAGAAGGCAAGACUGUGAUAUAAUAAAUGAACUUUGUUGCCGACACUAUUCAAACCAUCCAACCAGAGACCAUAAAAACCGACUUUUAUUCCAAAUUGAUGACAAGAUCUCCUGCACGCGGAAUACGUAUCUCAAGGAUCUCUUGCCAGACUCUAAUUUCAGAGGGGAUCCUAAUGUACAUGAAGGUGGAGAAACCCCCCUCACUGCACACCCUGCUGAAGAGGACAAGCGACUCUGCAAUGGAGACAUAUUUUUCAUUACAAAGGAUGUAGAAGUUGAUAAGCAGCGUUUACUGACCAUCAGUAGCACGUACGGCUCCACCUUCACUGUGAGGUAUAAGGCACUGAAGAAGCUAUGUCAUAUAAAACAUGCAUGGGCCAGAACUAUUCACACAUUUCAGGGGUCUGAGGAAAAAACUGUUGUCUACGUGGUUGGCAAUCCUGGCCGUCAGCACUGGCAGCACGUGUACACCGCCGUGACGAGGGGGCGCUCCCGAGUCUAUGUUGUAUCUGAAGAGCCGCACCUCAGGAGGGCAGUCACUAACAGAAACAUUCCCAGAAAAACUCGCUUGCGGAGAUUGUUGAGAGAGGCAAUCACAGAAACAAGCAGCUGUCCCAAACAAACUUCCUUUCCCCUGACAAAGCGCUGGCAAAAUCAAGAGCUUGAGACUCUGUCUGUUUCUGUAUCUCAAGGUGCUCCUGGCCCAUCUGAACCUCCAAGUGACUUGAUCGAAGAGAAAGGGUCUCUGGUUCUCAGUAAGGAAGGGCAGAUGGGCAUUUUGCAGCAAAGUCCAUGUAAAAGACAAAGUCUUGCACAGAGUUCAGCAGCAGAAGAUUCCCCUCUUGGGUCUUCCAGACUUAAGAAUCUAACUUUGGGACAACCAACUCCUAGGAAGCUUUUCAAAAGCUAACAAACAAGUAGCUGCCUAUGUGAGGAACUUUUCUUGGAUCUGUUUUAUUCAAGAUUUUUGGAAUGGGGCAGCUGGGUAUGUAGAUGAUUUUCAAAGGCUCUUCUGUAUUUGCAUGUUCUACAAAGAACAGCUUGUUUUACAGCGAGCCUUUUCAGUGAUCUGUUUUUAGUGGGAGAGUCCUUGGUGUCAGUCAUCAAAAGUCAUAGAAUUCUUUUGUUUUGGUGAAAAAUUAACUUAAGCGUCUUACAGGAUUCAGACAUUUCCUUAAAAAAAACCAAAACUGAUGUGCCCAAACUUCAGUUUGCUCCGGAAUGAAAAAAAAAAAAAAGUUUGCAAAGGGGACUUUACUUUUUUCUAAUGUGAUAGAUUUAUGGGCAUGAAGCUUUAAUGGAUUAUGGAUUUUAAUCUUGUUAUAAAUAGAGCAAGAAAUUUGCCCAUCAGUUACAUACAAAUUUUUUUCCGCUUUGGACUUGAAAGAGAUUUUAGAACUUGCUGCUUUAGCUCAUAGUUACAUGCUGAUAAUGCUUUUGGUAAGAAAAGCAAAAUUCCAAGUCAGAGAGUUCAAGUACCAGUCCAUUUUCAGGCUUCUUUGUGUACUGUGUGACUUGCUGGAUUGUAAUGUUUGAGGUUAGUAAGCUGAAUGUUUAAUCAACAUCAGACAAAUUGUAUUAAAAUUUGGACAACUUGCUUAA